CGCUGUCAGCUGGUCUGGUCACGUGGUGCGGGGUGGAAGGUCGCUCGAUCACAAUGGAGCUGUCGGAAGACUCGCUGAGGGGAUUGCAUCGUUUAGCGGAUCCGGCCCAGUUUAGCCUCAAAGCUUUCGGUGCUGUCCUCCGGGCGGCCUUCCAGAGCCUGAGCCCGGACCAGGCCGCACAUCCUGCCUUAGAUGACACAGUGUUUCAGCACAUCCCCCCGUGUCACAUAAAAUGGUGUCAGGCUGCAGCCACUACCUGUGUACUUGAAGCAGUAAGGAACAAUGUAGACAGAGCGGCUCUCAGCACAUUCCUGGAGGACUGCAGAUUCGAUAGAGAGAGGACGGAGCAUUUCUGGACAGAAUACCAGAAACACAGAGAGACUCUGGAAAUUCUUCUAGAAAACAUAGGCAGAGCCCCUCCACGUGUAUCAGAUGUGUCCUGGCGUCUUGCCUAUGAAAUAAAGACCAAUCAAUUGUACAAAACCUACAGACCUUCCUACUUGGUGAAAUUCAAUUUAGAGUCCCCGGAUACAAGCCAGGCCCAGGACAUUAGUUUUAAUUGCUCAAUGGAGCAACUACAGGAUUUAGUGGGGAAACUUAAAGACGCAGCUAAAGCUUUGGAAAGGACAUCCCAGAUGUGACAACACAAUUCCCUGUGUCCACAGAAGAAAUCAUUAUGUUUACCCAGAGACAUUUUUUGAUUCCACGAUGUUACAGUGCGAUUUCAUGACUUACUGCAUGGACUUUUUUUUUCAGAUUUCACAUCUUUAAUACUAAUUGUAUAUCUACUGCCUACCAUUAUUUUGCCAAUGACAGUUUCAGGACCUGGCCAACCCCCUCCCCGAAUGCAUUUACCGUGCCCAUAUUUUGUAUGUCACUUGUCAGCACGAAAUAAAUAUUAUGAUG
Bufo bufo (common toad) is the source of this 906-nucleotide messenger RNA. RefSeq names its product COMM domain containing 3 (gene COMMD3). Lineage: Eukaryota; Metazoa; Chordata; Amphibia; Anura; Bufonidae. The coding region runs from base 54 to 641 and encodes 195 amino acids. The record is from RefSeq and is a predicted model, not a curated record. Gene Ontology annotation, biological process: sodium ion transport. The transcript is spliced from 8 exons.